AUGUCAAACUGGAUCGAAGUUGCAAUUGAAAAAAAAGAUAUUAAGUCAUUCAAGUAUGAUUCUUUUAAGAAUUGGGAAGUAAUUGGUAGAGGAGGGUUUGGCACUGUAUACAGUGCAUAUUCAGAAGAUGAUAAAAAAAUUGUAGCUUUAAAAGGCCUUAAUUACGAUUCCACUAAUAAUAGUACAAGAUCUACUUUUGGUGGGACAUGUGCUUUUUCUGAUCCAAAGUAUCUCGAAAAUCCAUUCUUGUUUAAACGGGAUAAACCUUCUGAUAUUUAUAGUCUUGGUGUGCUUUUCUGGGAAUUAUCAAGUGGUGUUCCUCCCUUUAAAGAUAUAGCUGACACAAUACAAAUAUCAUUUAUUGUAAUUUCUGGAGAUAGAGAAGAUCCAGUUAACGAAACUCCAAUUGAUUUUUUGAAUAUUUAUACUAAUGCUUGGAAUGGUGAUCCGAAUUUACGUCCUAGCAUAACUAAAAUUAUUGAUAAUUUAGAUAAUAUCAAAAUGGAUCUAAUUCUGAGUGAACAAGGACAAGAUUUUAUUCCAAAUAAACAAGAUAUAGGUCUGAAUGAACCAUGUACUAUUUCAAGUGAAGAAGUAAUCAUCGAUGUCUUUGAUAUUAGGCCAGAACAUGAAGGCUUUAAAACCAAUACUGCAUUAGCGUAUAAUGAAAACUUGCAAGUUGUAGCCUGGGGCCGCCCAGCCUUGUCAAAAGAACCAACGAGAAAAAAAGCACCGAAGUUUAAAUCAGUAGAAUUAUUCAUGCUACACCUUGCCAAUUUAGAGGAGAACAAUAUGCCAUCCCUUCUUCCAGGCCUAGAUAUAAAAACGGUCAUUACUGAUUAUUUAUGUGAGAUGAAUAAACUCAUUAAACAAACAUUAUCUAGUCGAUGGCCAAAUAUGCAGUAUCCUCAACAAGUUCGCUUUGUACUACCUGUGCCUGACGAAUGGGAUAACGAAGCGAAAACAAUUAUGAGAGGGUGUAUGCAUAAAGCUGGCUAUUUGGAUAAUAGGGAUUCGGAAAAUAUAGUGUUUAUAACCGAAUCCGAGGCUGCCACAAAUUACUGCAUGAAAUCUUUAAAUGAACCUAAUUUACUAGCAUCAUUCUUGAUCGUUGAUUGCGAAGGAGAAAUUGUAACUGUUAUAACCAGAACUUUACUACCUGGCAUGAGAGUUGGUGAAGUUACCGAACGUAAUAGUGAUCGAUGUGGUAGUUUUCAUGUUGAUCAUGAAUUUCUUAUGUUCCUUGGUCAACAAUUAGGACUCGACGCAAUGAAAAAGCUAAAAGAAAAUCACUAUACACAAAUGCAGUAUUUGAUUCAAGAGUUUUUUUGUUCAAAAGUAAAAUUUUCGUUCAAUGGAAAUCCUAAAGAAUAUACUACCAAGGAAUUGGAUAUUGAAUUUUAUUGUCCUGCAGUGGUGCAGUAUGUUACCGGUCAGAAUAAAGAACAAAUGGAAAAAUGUGAAUGGGAGAUCGAACUAGACUUUCAAACUGUGAAAGAUAUGUUUGAUCCCGUUAUUAAAAAGAUUAUUGAUUUGAUUCAAAGGCAAUUGACAUUGACCAGACGUAAAUGUGCAGCAAUGUUUUUAAUAGGCGAAUUUAACGAAAAUCGUUACUUGCAAACUCAAAUUCAACAACAUUUUACGGCACAAAUCCCAACUAUUAUUGUUGCUAAUCAGCCCAUAGCAGCCAUCGAACGAAGUGCUUUAGAAUAUGGUCUAAAUAUGGAUGUUGUCCCAACUCGAGUUUUAAAAUACUGCUACGGCAUAGAAGUAAGUGGAAAAUGGGAAAUGGGUGAUCCACCAGAACGUCGCACACCCUCCGGCUGUAUAUCCCAAUUCUAUCGGUUGGCAUUAAAAGGUAUUGAAGUUGGUGUCGAUCAAAAAUUCUAUUAUACAUUUGAAGUAGGUAUGAAUCAAACUGAGAAGAUUAUUAAUGUAUUCAUUACACCGGAUAACAAUGCGGAAUAUUGCGACGAGGAUGGAAUGGAGAUGCUAGGAACAAUAAAAAUUGAUCUAUCAGAUUCACGAAGACAAAGAAAAUUGAUGGAAUUAAUUCUGACAUUUGGUGUUGCAGAAGUUAUAGCUACAGUAGUUAAUAAAAGGACAGGGCAGUUGUAUUAUAAGUGCACUUUCCGUUUGGCAGUUUAA
Cetraspora pellucida is the source of this 2148-nucleotide messenger RNA. Lineage: Eukaryota; Fungi; Glomeromycota; Glomeromycetes; Diversisporales; Gigasporaceae. The record is from the annotation of a GenBank genome assembly.